Wasmannia auropunctata (little fire ant) is the source of this 1069-nucleotide messenger RNA. It is a transcript of the gene Roe1, whose product is annotated as grpE protein homolog, mitochondrial. Bases 104 to 814 code for a protein of 236 amino acids. NCBI's taxonomy places the organism in Eukaryota, Metazoa, Arthropoda, Insecta, Hymenoptera, Formicidae. Gene Ontology annotation, molecular function: protein homodimerization activity; adenyl-nucleotide exchange factor activity; protein-folding chaperone binding. Gene Ontology annotation, biological process: protein folding; protein import into mitochondrial matrix. Gene Ontology annotation, cellular component: PAM complex, Tim23 associated import motor. The record is from RefSeq and is a predicted model, not a curated record. The transcript has 4 exons.
CAACAUUCUAUGCCCGCGAUUGUUUGUGUUCUCUGAUCGCUACUUUUCACCCGGUUUCAUCAUCCGUUUCGUUCACAAUCUCGUUUUGAGCUGCGAUUGAAUCAUGGCAUCGAUCAUCGUACCGGCGGUACUGCGAUUUAGUCGCGUCACGGCUGAUAAUUUAUAUCAAAUAAAUAAAAGCGGCUUGCGCAGAAUGAGACAUAUCUCUUCUACAUUUUCCUGGCAAAGGCAACACUUUGGUACGAUAACAGGAGAAAAGAAACCAGAUGCCACUGACCAAGGAGUGCCUCCCAUAGAACCUACAGAGAAUGAAACGAAACUAAAAACUGAACUCGAGCUCAUCAACAAGGAGCUUGCCGAGCUUAAGGAAUCUAAAGACACGCUGGAAGAUAAAUAUAAGAGAGCAUUGGCAGAGGGAGAAAAUAUCAGAGUUAGGCUUACCAAGCAGAUCAAUGACGCCAAGCUUUUCGGUAUUCAAGGCUUCUGCAAGGAUCUCUUGGAUGUGGCCGACGUAUUGGGGAAAGCUACUGAGAGUGUGCCAAAGGAUGAGCUAACGGAACAGAAUCCGCAUUUGAAAAGUUUAUACGAGGGCUUAGUCAUGACAGAGGCUCAAUUACAUAAAGUUUUUAAGAAGCACGGCCUAGUUUCGCUGAAUCCAGUAAAUGAAAAGUUCGAUCCUAACGAGCAUGAAGCAUUAUUUCAACAAGAGGUUGAGGGCAAGGAAUCUGGAACAAUUGUAGUUGUAUCGAAAGUAGGAUACAAAUUGCACGAAAGAAUAGUGAGACCAGCAUUAGUAGGUGUUGCUAAAGGAUAACUGAUGUAAAGGUAGUUAGAACUUCCACUCUAUGUUAAAUUGUUAAAUUACAUAAAGUUUCAAUAUAAAAUAUUAAUGUACAUUGUAAUUUUCUUUUAAAUUUUUAUUUAAGAUGUAAAAUAGCCAAUUUGUUAAAAUGUUAGCAAAAAAAUAGCACACACUACUUUUAGGUGAAAACAAUAUUACUAUAUACAGACCUAUAUAUAAGACAUAGAAAUUCUUUUGUAAAAUAUAUAUAUACAUUGUUUUUCAUUA